Molecule: messenger RNA, 657 nt
Organism: Acanthosepion pharaonis
Lineage: Eukaryota; Metazoa; Mollusca; Cephalopoda; Sepiida; Sepiidae
Source: the annotation of a GenBank genome assembly
AUGUUUCUCUCUCUCUCUCUUUCUCUCACUCUCUCUCUCUCUCUCUCUCUCUCUCUCUCUCUCUCUCUCUCUCUCUCUCUCCCUCAAUUUUUUAUUUAUUUAUUUAGUUUUUUUUACACUAAGCUUGAAAAUUUCUUCUUUUUAAAUCUUUUCUUUCUUCUCCUUCGAUUUCCUUUUGAUGCCUUUUCCUUCCUUUUCAUUUCUCGUUUUGAUGCCUUUUCUUUCCUUUUCAUUUCUCGUUUUGAUCCCUUUUCCUUCUUUUUCAUUUCUCGUUUCUGUUCCUUCUCCAUCUUCAUUUUUCCUUUGAAAUCAUUUAAUUCUUCUCUUUUGUUUUUUUUUCUUUCUUUUUCAUCUCCUCUAUUCUUUUUCUUGUUCUUCAUUUUUCCUUUAAAAUCUUCUUCAGAAGCCAUUUUCUUUAUCUAUUUCUUUUUUCAUGCUUUCAUUCUCUGUUACAGACAUAAGCGCAAAUGUUCAACUAUCUGUUCACUUAAUAUUUCCUUAACUCACGAAAUCUCUUUCAAUUUUAUUGCCCACCCUCUCUCUCUCUCUCUCUUUCUGUCUCCCCCUCCCCUGUCUUUCUCUCUACCCUUAUCUCUUUAUCUCUCUCUCUCUGUCUCACCCUCUCUCUCUCUCUCUCUCUCUCUCUCUCUCUCUUGA